AUGUCAACCAGAAUGCAAUUUACAUUUAUGCUUGAACAUAAAAUCGUUUUACUUGGAAGCGGAGGUGUUGGGAAAAGUGCUCUGUAA
Messenger RNA from Cercopithifilaria johnstoni, 87 nucleotides. NCBI's taxonomy places the organism in Eukaryota, Metazoa, Nematoda, Chromadorea, Rhabditida, Onchocercidae. The record is from the annotation of a GenBank genome assembly.